AUGGCUCCAAAGUCAGUACGGAUAUCUUGUAUUUUAAGGUUGCUCACUCUUGGGGCUUUAGUUGCUUCAAUUGUUGUGCUGGUCACCAACAAAUUUACUUCUGUUAAUGGCGGAAAAACCAGUUUCAAGGACAUCAUUGCCUACAGGUAUGUUCUUGCAACGGCUUGUGUUGGAUCACUGUAUAUGACAAUUCAGAUACCAUUUGGAGUAUACUAUUCAUUCAAGGGUAAAAGGUUGAUCCGAAAUGAUUUCCUGCCAAAUCUUGAUUUCUUUGGUGACAAGAUAGUUGCAUUCCUAUUGGCUACUGGUGUAGGAGCUGGUUUUGCAGUUUCAUUCGAGUUAAAGAGAAUAGUUAAAGAAGUCCUCAGAAAAUUCGCAGCUAGCCCUUUAAUUCAAGAACAGGAAUCGAAGAGCUUGAAGUUCCUUGACAGAGCUAACAUUGCCACAGGCCUCUUGUUCCUUGGAUUUUUUUGCGUGGCAAUACUUUCUGUAUUAUCAUCCAUCAACAGAACCAGUUCAAGCAAGGGUUUCUUCCUCGGGUGA
Messenger RNA from Hevea brasiliensis (rubber tree), 543 nucleotides. RefSeq names its product CASP-like protein 4D1. The record is from RefSeq and is a predicted model, not a curated record. Lineage: Eukaryota; Viridiplantae; Streptophyta; Magnoliopsida; Malpighiales; Euphorbiaceae. The transcript has 3 exons. The coding region runs from base 1 to 543 and encodes 180 amino acids.